Messenger RNA from Condylura cristata (star-nosed mole), 2605 nucleotides. It is a transcript of the gene PDPN, whose product is annotated as podoplanin. Gene Ontology annotation, cellular component: filopodium; basolateral plasma membrane; lamellipodium. Gene Ontology annotation, molecular function: protein-folding chaperone binding; chemokine binding; signaling receptor binding. The transcript is spliced from 6 exons. Bases 390 to 881 code for a protein of 163 amino acids. NCBI's taxonomy places the organism in Eukaryota, Metazoa, Chordata, Mammalia, Eulipotyphla, Talpidae. The record is from RefSeq and is a predicted model, not a curated record. Gene Ontology annotation, biological process: Rho protein signal transduction; regulation of substrate adhesion-dependent cell spreading; positive regulation of platelet aggregation.
AAUUUUGCCAGGGCUCCGGGCGGCCUCCCCCGGCAGCCUCAGCCUCGGCCCUGUAACUUUAAACCUGGCCUGAGGUCAUCGCUUCGCUGGCGCUGGCCAAACAGAGGCGAGGGCGGGCCCGCAGGCCUGAGACCACCUUACAGCCGCUCCCGCCCUCAGCCCUCCAGGAGGAUAAAUGCGCCUAAACUUGGGGAGUUUUUUCCUAGGCUGCGGCGGCCCGAGGGAGCUUGGCGAACUUUCCGGCGCCGGGAUUUUUUUUCUCUUUUCUGUUCCCCGCGGUCCAGACGCCCCCUUGGCGAGCGCUGAAGGAAGGCCUGCGGGGCGAGGCUUUUUCUCCUUGCCCUCAGCCCUGAAACCAGCCCUCGCCUCAGAAAGACGAGUCAGCGAAGAUGUGGAAGAUACCAGCGCUGCUGUUCGUCUUGGGGAGCGCCUCGCUCUGGCUCCCGGCAGGAGGAGCCAUUACCGUCCGGCCAGAGGAUGACAUUUUAACUCCGAGUGUAGAAGGUGGCUUGGUGUCCCCAGGUGUGGAAGAUAACAUCCUGACUCCAGAGCCUGGUGAAAACACGUAUGAGCCGACUGGCGCUACGGGUCUGGUGCCAACGAGGACAGAGGGUAUAACAGACGUGCACUUAGAGGACAAGCCCACUGCAGCGGCCACAGCCCCUGACCGAGAAGGGAGCCAGAGCACCAGCUCCCCGAAUGUGCCAACCAGUCACUCCAUGGAGAGAGUGAGUGAAGAGACCGAGGUCACAAUUGAGAAAGAUGGCUUGGCGACGGUGACCCUGGUUGGAAUCAUAGUUGGGGUCUUACUGUCCAUUGGCUUCGUUGGUGGAAUCAUCCUUGUGGUCGUGAGAAAAAUGUCAGGAAGGUAUUCGCCCUAAAGAGUUGAAGAAUUGUGUCCUUCUGCCAAAUGUUUUUUAAAAAGAGUUUUCCAACCCCCUAGCCCCAGUGUGUGGGAGAUGAUGACCCAUGGAAACGCCUGGCCACUGCAGCCCAAGUCCACACUGGUUCACCAAGCCCACCGCCGAAAGGGUGAAGGGAAACCAAUUCCCGAGACCUGGCUCCUCUGUGCAUUUAUUUACUUUAUGAAAAGUUUUUCAAAUAUAAAUUUUGUAAAAGACAACAGGCAGAGAAAGUGGAGAAACUAUAGAAACUGACUGCUAGCUGAGGUAGUGCAGUGGUAGAAGCUGUAAUCUUACACCUUCGUUCUGAUUCUCUGUGGCUUUAAAAUGCAAAGGAAUCUGGAAGCCUCACACCGUGGAGUCUGGGAUCUAGUGCUUUGGCAGUGCGUGGGGUGAGCGUGUCGCAUAUUCAGACCUACUGAAAUGUACACACUCCAGUCUCCCUUGUCUGUUUUUCAAGCCUGGUUUGGUGAGAGUAGUCAAGCAGUCUCUCAACUUGGAUCCAUUGUCAUGAGCCGCUGUCUUUCCUGGUCCAGAUAAAUAAUUUCACCAGCAUCCAUCUUAGACAUAAACAGGAAGUGUCCACUUUGGAGAAGACAACAACAAAGUGUCCACUUGCUUUCUCACAACAGGGCCACCUGGCAGCCCAGCCUGCCUCUAGUGAGCCUUCACCGCCUGCUCCCCGGAUGCCUCGCUGACUCAGGGGUUGGCUUUCCCUGCCCUGACACGCCCUUCACAUCAGGGGGAGCCAGGAUGGUGACCUUCCCUCUCACCUGUCAUGCAAGCCCUUCAAAUUGGCUGCUUUGUUCUGGAAUGUGGCGAUCUCACCCUGGGUGUCUUGGAGGCUGCUGGCGUUUCGGGGGACCAGGGCUUCAGAUGUCCCAGAAUCCCAGCGCCUCCAUGUCCCCAGCAGAGAGGCCCCGAAGCUCGCCUCUGGGCAGGGGGACAGAAUUCCGCAGUCUUCUAACCUUUACUUUCUGCCCUGGAGGGGAGACACAGGACAUAAAAAUAAUUUGAUAAAAUGCAAAUUUUCUAAUAGCAGCUGGACAUAAAGGCUGGGCUGAGUCAUCAAAGGUAUCUCCAGUCUAAAAGCUAAAUCCUACACCUAUUUUCUGUGGAAAGGUGAUUGGAAAGGGACCGCGUGCCUCUGGUUGGCGCCAGCUGGCUCAGUAUAUUUCUUACCAUAGGUCAGUCUUCUUCUUAAUCAAAAAGACUUAUUUUUCUAAAAAAAAAAAAAAAAAAAAAAAAAAAAAAAGCACAAACCCCUAAACUAAACCAAGCGGCUACUCUGUCCUGCUCUCCUCUCCUCUCCACUGGUAGGAGCUCAAAGAACAGGAGGAAGGAAAGACCAAAUUGCCAAUCAGAAAGCACAGCCCAUCCCUCCUGUCCGGGAGUUUUGUUGAACAGCGUGUCCUGCUGUGUUGCUCACAUCCCUCGGCCCAGGUUCCUUAUUUGGACAUCACAGGUUGAGCCAAGAGGGUCAGAAUUGCUGAAGGAGCUUAAAUAUCCUUGUGUUUCCUCCCUGGGGUUCCUGAACAGGAGUUAGGAGUGACGCCCAGUGUCUGUCUUCCUCUGUCUACCUUCCCCCCAUCAUGCGCCGACCCCCCGCCUGCUGGGACAGGGGUGUGGGUUUCUGGCCUCGUCUGUGUUGACGCUCCAUGCAGAGCGGACCUGUUUUAAAAUAAAACAGAUGGUGACGUUAA